GCAGCAGAGCAGAGCAGAGCGCAGUCGAAGUUGAAGGAUUUGGUGAGUGAAGCGGAAAAAUCAAUGGCCUCCUUGUUCGUCGCAGCGAAGGCUUUGCAUUUGCGCCCCUCCGACGUCUGCGCAUUUCGCAACCCUUCUCCCUCAGCCUUCGCCCGCGCAGGCCGUGUAUCACUGGUGGCUGCGACCUCUCGCCGGUCGUCAAAGCCUUUCGCUUCCUUUAGCGCUUCUACUGAUACAAGUGUAAAGGAGGCUGUUGAAACUGAUAAGGCUCCAGCUGCACUGGGACCUUACUCUCAAGCCAUCAAAGCAAAUAAUCUUCUUUUUGUAUCUGGAAUGCUUGGUCUUGAUCCAGAGACUGAGGAGUUUGUGUCGGAUGAUGUGGGGAACCAAACAGAGCAGGUUCUAAGGAACAUAGGGGAGAUACUCAAAGCAGGUGGUGCUGACUAUAGCAGUGUUGUUAAGACUACAAUCUUGUUAGCUGAUAUGAAUGACUUCAACAACGUGAAUGCGAUAUAUGCUAAAUAUUUCCCAUCACCAUAUCCAGCCCGUGCAACUUAUCAGGUGGCAGCAUUACCCAAGGAUGCAAAGAUAGAAGUUGAAUGCAUAGCAGCAUUGUAAAGUCCGAAUGCCCACUGGUAGGGGGGGCCAAGUCUUGGCAAUAAUCCAGCUUGUUGGGCUGUUAUAUUUAAUAAUGACAUGGUUACAUGUCUUGUACACCAAGUCUUGGCUAUAAACCAGCUUGUUGGGAAUGGGCUGUUAUAUUUAAUAAUGCCAUGCUUCUUGUUGAAGGGCUGUUAUAUUUAAUAAUGCCGUGCUUCUUGUUGAAAAGACUGGGUGCUUAAGAAUGUAGUAUUUUUGAAGCAUUUGCUAUUUAGACUGCCAUGGAUGAAUAUGAAAGUUACUUUUUUGUUUUCAACACAA
Ipomoea nil (Japanese morning glory) is the source of this 921-nucleotide messenger RNA. Its product is annotated as reactive Intermediate Deaminase A, chloroplastic-like. NCBI's taxonomy places the organism in Eukaryota, Viridiplantae, Streptophyta, Magnoliopsida, Solanales, Convolvulaceae. The record is from RefSeq and is a predicted model, not a curated record. The coding region runs from base 64 to 618 and encodes 184 amino acids. The transcript is spliced from 6 exons. Gene Ontology annotation, molecular function: deaminase activity. Gene Ontology annotation, cellular component: cytosol.